AUGUACCCUUUUCAAAGAGUGAGACGUUCCGUUUUCCCUUUGAGGCAGAGGAAUGAGGCCAUCCUGAGCACAGAGUCUUUCAGUGCCUUUCAGCUGGAGUCUGUGGAAGUAUUGACUGAAGACACCUGCCUGUAUAGAUUCAAGCUGCCAGUCAGUGCCAGCCUGGGGCUAGGUUUAGGACAACAUCUCGUGUUAAGGAGCGAUGUCGAAGGCCUGCAGGUGCAGAGAGCAUACACCCCAGUUAGCCCCGUCCAUGCAGAGGGGUACUGUGAAUUUCUCAUCAAGCUCCGCCAUGACGGGAUGAUGUCUCCGUACAUAAAGACCUGGAAGGAAGGAGAUCUUGUUGAGUGGCGUGGACCAUUUGGGGGCUUUCCCUAUGCACCUAAUAAGUUCGGACAGCUCCUGAUGAUUGCCUCGGGCACAGGCAUAGCUCCCAUGAUCCCCCUGCUACAGCACAUCACUGACAAUGAAGAAGAGGAGACCUUUGUCACCCUGGUCUGCUGCUUCAGAACGUAUAAGGACAUCUAUAUGAAGACGUUUCUUCAGGAGCAGUCGCGGUUCUGGAAUGUUAACACGUUCUUCGUGCUCAGCAAGCAAGAAAGCCUUGACAGUCUUCCCUGGAGUUACCGUGAGAAAACUCACCUUGGCCGACUGAACUUGGACACGUUGAAGACUGUGGUGGAGUCUUGUAAGAAACCGCCGUUUGCACUGAUAUGUGGUUCUGUGACCUUUAAUGAAGACAUAUUUAACUUUCUGAGGACCAUUGGACUCAAAGAAGAUUCCUGCUACAGGUUUUAAAAUCAGGAGUGGUGGGAACUCAGUGGGGCAAAUGGAAGAGCUUUCUGCACAAAAAGUCAAAGUCUCUAAGGUGUGCCUCAGGUCUCGUGAUGUACACACUUUGUGUCAGUGUGGAGAUGCAUGUGCAAUAUAGUUUAAAAUAUUUUGCAGAAAUGAUUCAGGGAGGUAUAUCUCAUGAGUGCGUGUUCCACUAAAAUGUAAACAGGUUCCUCCAAAAACAUUUAAUUGCAUUGGACAGUAAUGGAUCUGAUUUUCUUCUAUAUGCAGUGCUGUGGUCAUUUUUCCUGUUUUAUGGUGUGAUCCUCAUUGUGUGUAUUGUAGGGAGAUCCUACAAUAAAACAGACUUCUCAGAAAAUGA
Messenger RNA from Lepisosteus oculatus (spotted gar), 1156 nucleotides. RefSeq names its product NADH-cytochrome b5 reductase-like. Gene Ontology annotation, molecular function: cytochrome-b5 reductase activity, acting on NAD(P)H. The record is from RefSeq and is a predicted model, not a curated record. Lineage: Eukaryota; Metazoa; Chordata; Actinopteri; Semionotiformes; Lepisosteidae.